Messenger RNA from Arachis ipaensis, 1924 nucleotides. Its product is annotated as eukaryotic translation initiation factor 2 subunit gamma. Gene Ontology annotation, cellular component: eukaryotic translation initiation factor 2 complex; cytosol. NCBI's taxonomy places the organism in Eukaryota, Viridiplantae, Streptophyta, Magnoliopsida, Fabales, Fabaceae. The record is from RefSeq and is a predicted model, not a curated record. Gene Ontology annotation, molecular function: tRNA binding; translation initiation factor activity; GTP binding. Gene Ontology annotation, biological process: formation of translation preinitiation complex.
UCUUACUCUAUCACUCGUUAGUCCUUACCCCUGCGUCAAUCUUCACUCCUCACUCACUACCGACUCCGCCGCAUACUUCGUUGUCGGGCAGCUGUUAUCCGUCGUAUUCACCGGCGGAGCAACCACUGAAUCCAUCCUCCGCUUUAGCUCCUUCCAGAUAUUUCAGCAUCAAAUAUUGUCAAGUUCUUCACUUAACUGAAGUUUCCAUCGAAAAAGCCAAGAUGUCGAGGAAGGGUUUGAUGGAACAGGACCUGAGUAAGUUGGACGUGACAAAAUUGCAUCCACUUUCUCCGGAAGUCAUAUCUCGGCAGGCUACAAUUAAUAUUGGCACCAUAGGGCAUGUGGCACAUGGCAAAUCAACUGUUGUGAAAGCAAUAUCAGGUGUUCAGACCGUGCGUUUUAAAAAUGAGUUGGAGAGAAACAUCACAAUCAAGCUUGGCUAUGCAAAUGCAAAGAUAUAUAAGUGUGAAGAUGAUAGGUGUCCAAGGCCUAUGUGCUACAAGGCUUAUGGAAGUGGAAAGGAAGAUAGUCCAAUGUGUGAUGUGCCAGGGUUUGAAAACUCCAAGAUGAAGUUGCUGAGACAUGUUUCUUUUGUGGAUUGCCCAGGACAUGAUAUUCUUAUGGCCACAAUGCUUAAUGGAGCUGCAAUCAUGGAUGGAGCUUUACUACUCAUAGCUGCUAAUGAGAGUUGCCCGCAACCACAAACCUCUGAACAUUUAGCUGCUGUGGAAAUUAUGCGUCUACAGCACAUAAUAAUUCUUCAGAACAAGGUUGAUCUGAUUCAAGAGAAUGUGGCAAUGAAUCAGCAUGAUACAAUUAAAAAGUUCAUUGAAGGAACUGUAGCUGAUAGUGCACCAGUGGUACCUAUUUCAGCACAACUGAAGUAUAAUAUUGAUGUUGUGUGUGAGUAUAUUGUGAAAAAGAUCCCAAUCCCAGAAAGGAAUUUUACUUCUCCACCCAAUAUGAUUGUUAUUCGGUCAUUUGACGUUAAUAAACCUGGGUUCGAGGUUGACGAAAUAAAAGGAGGUGUAGCUGGUGGAAGUAUCCUGAGGGGCGUUUUGAGGGUCAACCAAUUCAUUGAAGUUCGACCUGGGAUAGUUGUGAAAGAUGAGAGUGGAAAUAUCAGAUGCACACCCAUAUACUCUAGAAUAGUUUCAUUAUUUGCCGAGCAAAAUGAGCUUCAAUUUGCUGUGCCAGGAGGUUUAAUUGGUGUUGGAACAACAAUGGAUCCCACUUUGACCCGUGCUGACAGGUUGGUCGGGCAAGUUCUAGGAGAGGUUGGAUCACUGCCGGAGGUCUUUGUUGAACUUGAGGUAAAUUUCUUCUUGCUUCGACGGCUUCUUGGUGUUCGAACCAAGGGCUCAGAGAGACAGGGAAAGGUAUCUAAGCUGGCUAAAGCAGAGAUGCUAAUGUUGAACAUAGGAUCAAUGUCGACGGGUGCGAGAGUUGUUGCCGUGAAGAAUGAUCUGGCGAAGUUGCAACUUACCUCCCCUGUGUGCACUAACAAGGGUGAGAAGAUCGCACUUAGCCGACGUGUUGAGAAGCAUUGGCGUCUAAUCGGGUGGGGUCAAAUCCAAGCGGGAAUCACUCUUGACGUCCCUGCCGCCCCAACUGAGUUGAAGUGAGACAUGUGUACAAGAGACAGGUUACUAGACACACCUUGUUAUAAAAACUUGAGAGGAAUUUAGAUAUGUGCGAAGGAAUACACUUGUUAGGAACCAUUUUUUUUGGAGGUGGAAAAGAAUUGGAUUGUCAAUUUUUGUUUCUUUCUGCAUUUUUUUUGUUCUCUCUUGUCUUGUACCUAUUAUUGAAGUUGUAUCUCAUUUUCUGGUUGAGUCUAAGACUAUUGGAUAAUGGACGGAGAAACAUGAAAUAGUUCCAUGAUUAAUUAUUUAUAUUAAUUAGAAUGAUUUGAUCAUUUUUA